This is a messenger RNA of Papaver somniferum (opium poppy), 2799 nucleotides long. RefSeq lists its product as uncharacterized. The record is from RefSeq and is a predicted model, not a curated record. Lineage: Eukaryota; Viridiplantae; Streptophyta; Magnoliopsida; Ranunculales; Papaveraceae. Bases 1 to 2799 code for a protein of 932 amino acids. The transcript has 4 exons.
AUGCGACUUUAUUCAAGAAUCAGUAGAGCCAACAAUAAUCCUUGGAUUGUUCUAGGAGACCUGAACUUUCACUUUAUUGAUAAUGAUAAUGUUGCUUCUUCGUCUUCAUAUGGUCUUGUGAAUGGUAUUAUUAAAGACUGUGGGUUAGAUGAUAUUGGUUAUAUAGGCAAGGAUUACACUUGGACCAACAACAAUCUAGGUACAGGAUUUAAGAAAUCUAGGAUAGACAUGGCCAUUGGUAAUGGUAAUUGGUCUUUCUAUUUCCCCAAUGUUAAACUCAUGCAUUUGCCACAAGUUGGUAGUGACCACAGUCCUAUAAUGCUUGUAACAGAUGCCACUGUACCUAAAUGUUGGAAACCAUUUAAAUUUUUCCUUACUUGGUUGAAUGAUGAUAAUUUUGCUACUGUUACUGCUAACUCUUGGAAAACUAGUGUUCAAGGCUCUCCAGCAUUUCAGUUUAACCAAAAGCUUCAUAUCACAAGGAAAAAUCUUUCUCUGUGGAAUAAGGAACAUUUUGGUAACAUCAAUCAAAGAGUGGAUAAGUUGCAAGAGGAUUUAAAACUACUUCAAGAAGAUACUAAUAUCUCUAAUGUUCAAGAUAACAUCAUCAACAUCAAUAUUGAAUUGGAUAAGUGGCACAAAGCUCAAAGUGACUUCUACCAACAAAAAUCAAGAGAUAGCUUCAUGAAGGAGAUGGAUUAUAACAACAAAUAUUUUCACACCAAGGCCAAUAAAAGGAGAACAAGGAAUAAUAUAGAUUCCAUACAAGAUCAUGAAGGUAACUGGCUACAAUCAAGAGAUGAAAUAUCUGCACAUCUCACUCUUCACUUCAAACAAAUCAGCUCAACUACAAAUCCACAACUGGAAGAAAGUCUCUACAACAUUUUGCCUACUUUCAUCACUGAGGAUGACAACAACAGACUCACAUGUAUUCCUUCAUCUCAAGAAAUCUUGGACACUCUUAGAAGUAUGGAAAACUGGAGUGCACCAGGACCAGAGGGAUUUCAGGCUGGUUUGUAUAAAAGUCAGUGGGCUGUGAUAGAAGAAGAUGUUUGCUUAAUGGUCUCCAGAAUGAAGCCUCUAAUGUCCAAAAUUGUGUCACAUUUUCAAGCUGCUUAUGUCACAGGUAGACUCAUACAAGAUAACACAGUUAUAGCACAAGAAAUUAUACACUCCAUGAAGAAAAAAAGAGGUCAGAUAGGUUGGUUAGCCCUUAAACUAGACAUGUCAAAAGCUUUUGACAGACUAGAAUGGCCUUUCUUUUUAAAAGUUCUUCAAUAUUUUGGGUUUUGUAAUGAUUUCUGCUCCCUGGUACAUCAAUGCAUCAGUACUACCACACUGUCAGUCAUGCUCAAUGGUAGUCCUUGUGAAGAUUUUACUCCUACAAGAGGUAUAAGACAAGGAGACCCCUUGUCUCCUUAUAUUUUCAUCCCAGCUAUGGAAUUCCUUUCUAGGCAUCUUACUGCUGCUCAAGAAAACAAGAAAAUUCCUGGUAAUAAAGUGUCUGCUCUUGCACCAGCCAUCAAUCAUCUGUUAUUUACAGAUGACUGUUUGAUUUUCACUCAAGCAAACACAUCAUCAGUCAACAAUUUAUUGGAAGUCCUUCAUAUGUUCAGUUCUCAAUCAGGGCAGGUCAUCAACUUUGAUAAAUCUGUAGUUUAUUUCAACAAGAAGACAAAGUCAGAAGUUGCAGCAACUAUCACCAACAUUCUUGGAGUAAAAACAAUGAAUUCAAAAGAAAAGUAUUUGGGUUCAGCACUCAUUAUUGGACAUUCAAAUCAGGAAGCUUUCAAAAGCAUUAAGGAAUGUUUUGAAUCAAGAUUCUCCACAUGGUCUUCCAUCAAUAUCUCUCAAGCUGGAAGAGGAAUUAUGAUCAAACAUGUGCUCAAUUCUAUUCCAGUUUAUCAAAUAGGUACAUUCAAGCUCCCUAGUAAUUUAAUCAGUCAGCUCACUUCCAUUAAAAGGAAAUUCUUUUGGGGCCAUAAAAGUAAUAGAGGUUCAAAUCCUGUAGCUUGGCAGAAUUUAUGUACUUCUAAGGAUCUGGGAGGUCUUGCUUUCAGAGACCUGGAAAAACUGAACCUUGCACUUCUCACCAAAUUAGCUUGGAGGAUAUGCAAUGAUUCAGAUCAUCUAAUGGUUAGACUUUUGAUCAGCUUGAAGAUAGUGCAGCAAAACUAUUUCAUGGAAAUCAAUAAUGGAGAAGACACAAAAAUCUGGUCAGACAAAUGGAUAGAAGGUAUGCAUCAUCCACCCCUUCCACAAAAUGACACCUUCAGGUUUUAUGGUGAAGUUGCUGAACUCAUGAUCCCAAACACAAAUCAGUGGAAUAUCAAUCUGCUAAAUCAUCUAUUUGAUGCUAGUACUUCCAUGAAAAUUCAAAAUCUCUUCAUUGAUAAGUCUAAAAAGGAUGUUAUGAUUUGGAUUCCAGCAAAAGAUGGAAAGUUCUCAGUUAAAAGUGCUUACAAGCUCCUCACUAGUGCUGACAGGGAAGUGCAAGUUAAUGGUGUUUCUAUCAAUAAAAUGGUUUGGAGAAGAUUAUGGAGCAGUCGUGCGGCACACAAGAUUAAGAUGUUUGCCUGGAAGUGUAUUAGAGACAUUCACUCCACUAAACACAACCUGGCAAGGUAUAAUGGGGAUAUGGAUAAUCAUUGUGAUACAUAUGCUUCUUUUGACUUGGAUACUAAUCAACUUGGAACUGGUCUUGUUUUGCGAGAUCACACGGGUACCUGUAAUGGCAUCAAAGGGAGCUACUCAAAUGGAGCUUUAAGUACUGAGGCUGGGGAGUAUAUGGCAGUGUGA